Molecule: messenger RNA, 1130 nt
Organism: Stylophora pistillata
Lineage: Eukaryota; Metazoa; Cnidaria; Anthozoa; Scleractinia; Pocilloporidae
Product: allograft inflammatory factor 1
Biological process (GO): ruffle assembly; actin filament bundle assembly
Cellular component (GO): ruffle membrane; actin filament
Molecular function (GO): actin filament binding; calcium ion binding
Source: RefSeq, a predicted model, not a curated record
GCCGUGUCUGAUAUAUGACCUUUCAAAUACAGACUAUGAAAGCCUCUCCGCGUCAGUCAAGGAACGGGAAGAGCUGAUUCCAUGCAAGAUGACUACUAUCGAUUAUCAAGGUGGCAAGCGCUAUGGACAACUUCGAAACGAUCAAGAAAGAAAUUUAGAUGAAAUCAACAAGUCCUUCGUAGACAGUGGGGAUUACGAUGACGAAGAUGACUACCCUGAUCUUAAUGAUCGACUGGAAGGCUACAAAAAGCAGUUCAUGGAAUUUGACGAAGAUAAUUCAGGGGAUAUCGACAUCAUGGAACUCAAACGCAUGAUGGAAAAACUCGGACAAGCGAAGACCCACCUGGAACUGAAGAAAAUGAUCGCCGAAGUCGAUACAACGAACUCAGGAACAAUUUCGUAUUCUGAAUUUCUGACAAUGAUGCUCGGAAAGAAAUCAAGUGUUCUUAAAUUGAUCUUGAUGUUUGAAGAAAAGAAGAAAGAGAAGGCAAAACCGACUGGUGUGGCCCCGAAGAGAGACCUGUCAAGCUUACCUUAGGCGUGUAGUGAUCAGCCUUACGUUCGGGCGUCACGCAGACAAACCGGUGAUAGGGCUGCGAGACUGUCAGAUAAAAUAGAGCAGUUUGCGUUUCUUUAAUUAUAGUUUCUCUAAAAUUAUAUUUUUACAACAUAAAGGAACCUUCAUAAUUUUAAGACUCACUUUACAGUGAAUUCAGCUCCCUUUUCAUCAACCCCAAAGGGCAUAAAAAUCAAGGGACGUGUCGGAAAAACGUUCGUAUAUGUAAGUAUCGAGAAAGCGUUUAAAAGGAAGUCAAAAUUUUAUAGCCCGUUUUGAAUGCGAAUAACGAGUGCCAGUUAAGGAAUGAAAAUUGAAACUCAUUGUGUCAGCAUUCAUAAACAAAUCGUAGAAACAUCAUAAUUAUAAAUCAGUCUCUUUCUGAGAAAGGGGUGAUAAUUUGUAUUGUUAGCGUGAAGAAAAAACCUCACAAAAUCAACGUUAUUCCAGCGCGAUUUGCAAUAACCAGUAUAUUUUUUACUCCGUCGACGUAUGUUAGGUGCACAUCUCUCCACAGAAAUCGUUUUGAAAAAAAUAAAUAAAAAGGAAAACAAUUCUUCCACAAAAAGGUCAA